GUCCCAGACAGCAGUCGCUUACUCAACCACGGCAUACAUGAAGGCUCCAUCUGAACGCGGCCCCGUUCCCAUCAGUGGUUACCUGUACAAGAUGAAAGCCAAGGAGCGUGUACUCACGCCGCAGUGGAACAAGCGCUUCUUCGCUCUCGAGGGCACGAAGCUCAAAUACUACCAGAACGAGAACUCGCAGGAGGCAUCCAAGGUCAUCGAUCUAUUGGGCGUCGAGUCCAUCCGGCGCUUCGAGAACGGCGACCACGGCGUCUUCAGCUUCGUGGUCAAGACCCCCGAGCGCAGCUACUUCCUGCGGGCCGAGAGCAAGGGCGACAUGAAGCGCUGGGUUCGCGGUCUUAAGGAUCAGCAAGAUCUGUGGCGUGCCAAGCUUGAAAAAGGUAGCGCGCUGCCCGACCCGGCUGUGCGUAGACCCAAACACUAUAGCGACUUCCCUCUCGUGCCUCAAGGCAGUUCCAGCAGCCUCCGCGCUUGAUAAAAUACUUCAGUAGCGCACCAAAUUAAAUGUUUCCAACCACGCCUCCACGUUAAAAAUUUG
Phytophthora infestans T30-4 is the source of this 547-nucleotide messenger RNA. RefSeq lists its product as uncharacterized. The record is from RefSeq and is a predicted model, not a curated record. The transcript has a single exon. NCBI's taxonomy places the organism in Eukaryota, Oomycota, Peronosporomycetes, Peronosporales, Peronosporaceae. The coding region runs from base 38 to 484 and encodes 148 amino acids.